AACACCAUCACCUCGCCUCGCCCCGGCGCCGCUGCCUCUCGCGCCUCGUGUCCGCCGCCGCGCCUGCUCAGCUGCCCAGGGUGCUGCCGGCUUGCUGCAUCUCCGGCCAGCGCGUCGCCUCUCCUGCUCCAGUGCCAGCGUGGCCCGCUGCCUCCGCCCGCCCACGCCGCAGCGAUGUUCGACUUUCUGCGCUCCGAGCGGCCGCGCGCCAGCAGCUCCAAGGAGAGCUCGCCGCUCGACGCUCUGCCGCCGCAGCUGCACGCCAAGGUCGACGACGCCAUGGCGCAGCUGCACGACGCCGUGCCCACCUCCGUGCGCGAUGCCGCAGCCGAGACGUCGCAGCGCGCCGAGCAGGCCGGGAAGCGCUUCCUCGCCUCGCCCCUCUCAACGGCACUCCUCAGCGCUGCCGUGACGGCGGGCAGUCUGGCCAUGUACUGGCGCUACUUUCGCCGCAUCCGCACAGCCGACCACAUCACGCCCGGCACGCUGCGCUGGCGCAAGACGCUCGUGGGACGGUGUACGAGCGUCGGCGACGCAGACGGCUUCCGCAUGUACCACCAGAUGCCGUUUCCCUUCCGCCUGCUCUCGCCCGUGCCCAAGCCGGCGAAGAGCACCGAGACGCUCUCGGUGCGCCUCGCGGGUGCCGAUGCGCCCGAAAGCGCACACUUUGGCAAGGAGGCGCAGCCCUUCUCGAAGGAGGCGCGCGCUGAGCUCGUGCGGCUAUGCCUUGAUCGGACAGUGUGGUGCAGGGUUGCACACGUGGACCAGUACAAGCGGCUGGUGGCCACGCCGUACGUCUGGCUGCCGCCGUACAUCCUCGGGCGCACCAACGUGUCGCACCGCCUCGUCUGGCUCGGCCUGGCGACGGUGUACACGCAGAGCGGCGCCGCGUACGCCGAGGCCUCGUGGCUGCGGCGCCUGCUGAUGCGCGGCGACAAGGCGACGUGGGGCCUGCGCUCGCUGCAGAAGGCCGAGGACAAGGCAAAACGCGCACGGAGAGGCAUGUGGAGCCUGGGCUCCAAGCUCGAGAGCCCGGCCGACUACAAGCGACGGAUCAAGGCGGAGAGAUCAAGCUAA
Tilletiopsis washingtonensis is the source of this 1077-nucleotide messenger RNA. Its product is annotated as staphylococcal nuclease. Gene Ontology annotation, cellular component: mitochondrion; cytoplasm. The transcript has 5 exons. The record is from RefSeq and is a predicted model, not a curated record. Lineage: Eukaryota; Fungi; Basidiomycota; Exobasidiomycetes; Entylomatales. The coding region runs from base 175 to 1077 and encodes 300 amino acids.